AUGGGAGCCCAGGGCAGGGUGGUCUGCUCUCUGAUCUUCCUGCUGCGGGCCCUGGCUGAGCUGACUGAGAACUCGGAGUUCCACUUGCUUGGGGAUUACCUCCUGGGUGGCCUCUUCACUCUCCAUGCCAACGUGAAGGGCAUUGUCCACCUCAACUACCUGCAGGUGCCCAAGUGCAAGGAGUACGAGAUGAAGGUGCUGGGCUACAACCUCAUGCAGGCCAUGCGCUUUGAAGUGCAGGAAAUCAACAAUGGCAGCAGCCUGCUGCCCAGUGUGCUGCUGGGCUACGAGAUGGUGGACACCUGCUACAUGUCCAACACCAUCCAUCCUGUGCUCUACUUCCUGUCACAGGACAACUAUUUUCUGCCCAUCCAGGAAGACUACAACCACUACAUACCCUGCGUGGUGGCCAUCACUGGCCCUGACAACUCCGAGUCCCCUAUGACCGUGGCCCACUUCCUCUCCUUCUUUCUCCUUCCACAGAACACCUACGGUGCCAUCAAUGACCAGCUGCAUUUCCCAGCGGUGCUGCGCACGGUGCCGCGCACGGUGCCAGGUGUGCAUCACCAAAUGGAGGCCAUGGUGCCGCUGAUCCUGCACUUCCGCUGGAAUUGGAUCCUUGUGUUGACAAGCAGCGAAGACUAUGGCCGCGGCAAUAGCCAGCUGCUCAGCGAGUGCCUGGCCCACCGUGACAUCUGCAUCGCCUUCCAGGAGACGCUGCCCAUGCCGCAGCCCAACCUGACGAUGACGCAGCAGGAGGAGGAGCGCCUGGAGGCCAUCACGGGCAAGCUGCAGCAGAGCGUGGCGCGUGUUGUGGCCGUGUCCUAGCCAGACCUGGCCCUGUUCAACUUCUUCCGCGAGGUUCUGCGCCAGAACUCCACAGGCGCACUGUGGGUCGCCUCCGAACCCUGGGCCAUCAAGCCGGUCCUGCACCACCUCACUCAGCUUCAGCGCACAGGCACCUUCCUGGGCAUCCCCACCCUGGGCAUCACCACCCAGCAGAGUGUGCCCAUCCCGGGCUUCAGCUAGUUCCGCGUGCGCCGCUUCCAGGUCAGCUGGCCGGCGCACAACAGGAGCAGCCUGGGGGCCACCUGCAACCAGGAGUGUGACACCUGUAUGGACACCACUGAGUCCUUCAACACCAUCUUCACGCUCUCUGGCGAAAGCGUGGUCUACAGCAUGUACUGCCUCCUGGGCUGCAACCAGACCGGCUGCCACAAGGAGGUGGUCUACCCUUGGCAGCUACUUCCGGAGAUCUGGAAGGUCAACUUCACCCUCCUGGGCCACCAGAUCUUCAAUGAGCAAGGGGACCUGUCCCUGCACCUGGAGGUCAUCCAGUGGCAAAGGGACCUGAGACAGAACCCUUUCCAGAGCAUCGCCUCCUACCAGCCGUCGAAGCGGCAGCUGAAGGACAUUUGUGACAUCUCCUGGCACACUCCUAACAGCAUGACCCCUGUGUCUAUGUGUUCCAAGGACUGCCGUCCUGGGCAAAAGAAGAAGCCAGCUGGCAUCCACCCCUGCUGCUUCGAGUGUAUUCACUGCCUCUCUGGCACCUUCCUCAACCGAGCUGCAGGUGAAUUCGACUGCCAGCCCUGCCCAAGUUACGAGUGGUCCCGCAGGAAAGACACCUCCUGCUUCAAGCGGCAGCUGGCCUUCCUUGAAUGGCAUGAGGCACCCACUAUCACUGUGGUCGUGCUGGCUGCCCUGGGCUUCCUCAGCACCCUGGCCAUCUUGAUAAUCUUCUGGAGGCAGUUUCAGAUGCCCAUGGUUCGCUUGGCUGGGGGGCAUUGCUUCCUGAUGCUGACGCCGCAGCUGAUGGCAUACGUGGUGGUCCCCGUGUGUGUAGGGCCGCCCAUGGUCUCCACGUGCCUCUGCCUCUAGGCCUUCCUCACGCUCUGCUUCACCAUCUGCAUCUCCUGCAUCACCGUGCGCUCUUUCCACAUCAUCUGCAUCUUCAAGAUGGCCAGACGCCUCCCACGUGCCUGUGGCUUCUGGGUCCGCCACCAUGGGCCCUACGUCUUCGUGGCAUUCAUCACAGUGCUCCAGACAGUCAUCGUGGGGAGCAGCAUACAGCCCGUGACCACCAACCCCACUGGCCGCACUGACCCCGAUGACCCCAAGGUCAUGACCCUGUCCUGCAACCCCAGCUACCACCAGGGGCUGCUGAUCAACCCCAGCCUGGACUUGCUCAUCUCCGUGCUGGGCUUCGGCUUCGCCUACAUAGGCAAGGAGCUGCCCACCAACUACGACGAGGCCAAGUUCAUCACCUUCUGCAUGACCUUCUACUUCAUCUCCGUCUUCCUCUGCACCUUUGUGUCUGUCUACGAGGGGGUGCUGGUCACCAUCCUGGGCCUCUUGGUCACUGUGGUCUACCUCCUGGGCAUCACCCUGGGCUACUUCGGCCCCAAGUGCUACAUAAUUCUCUUCUACCUGGAGCGCAACACGCCAGCCUACUUCAGCAGCAUGAUUCAGGGCUACACCAUGGGGAAGGACUAG
Messenger RNA from Mesoplodon densirostris (Blainville's beaked whale), 2496 nucleotides. It is a transcript of the gene TAS1R2, whose product is annotated as taste 1 receptor member 2. The record is from RefSeq and is a predicted model, not a curated record. Gene Ontology annotation, biological process: G protein-coupled receptor signaling pathway; sensory perception of sweet taste. Gene Ontology annotation, cellular component: sweet taste receptor complex; membrane. Lineage: Eukaryota; Metazoa; Chordata; Mammalia; Artiodactyla; Ziphiidae. Gene Ontology annotation, molecular function: sweet taste receptor activity; G protein-coupled receptor activity.